Molecule: messenger RNA, 1214 nt
Organism: Gavialis gangeticus (Gharial)
Lineage: Eukaryota; Metazoa; Chordata; Crocodylia; Gavialidae
Gene: TFPT
Product: TCF3 fusion partner
Exons: 5
Coding region: 135-890 (251 amino acids)
Biological process (GO): apoptotic signaling pathway; apoptotic process; positive regulation of apoptotic process
Cellular component (GO): Ino80 complex
Molecular function (GO): DNA binding
Source: RefSeq, a predicted model, not a curated record
GCGCCUCUAACAACCCCCCUCUUGCAUUUUCACUGCACGCCGGCCCCGACACGCCACGUGCGCCAUCAGUGCGCGCCUAGUCCGUCUGCCCCUUUGUGUCAUCAGCGGGCGCCCGUCCCCCGAGCCGACGCACCAUGGCUGGGGUGGGUUUUGAGGAGUUCUCGGCGCCGCCGGGCUCGGAGCUGGCGCUUCCGCCGCUCUUCGGGGGCAACAUCCUGGAAAGCGAGCUGGAGACCGAGGUGGAGUUCGUGGAUGGUGGCCUGAGCGGGGACGCGCUGCCCGAGGACGAGGAGGAAGAGGCGCUGCAGCGGCAGCGCGAGCUGGCUCGCAGGAAGGUGCAGGCGCUCGGCCGCCGCUGUCGGGAGAUCGAGCAGGUCAACGAGAGGGUGUUGAACAGACUCCACCAUGUGCAGAAGAUAACACGGCGCCUCAAGCAGGAGAGGAGGUACCUCAUGAAAAUCCUGGAUUCUUAUGGAGAUGACUACAGACAAAGCCAGCUCACCAUCGUCCUCGAGGAUGAAGGCAGCCACAGCACAGAUGUGCCAACCCCUGGAAACACAGAGAAUGAGCCUCCUGAAAAAGAGACCCCCCGGCGAUUUCCUGGCCCCCCACCAACUGGCCUGGAGCCUGAAAGCGCCUCACCUGCAGAGGCCCCCAGCGGGAAGAAGCGGCGGCGACAUGGCCGUGAGGACAAGGAGCAGAGGGGCCGGCGGACAGCCCCCUCCCUCCUCACCAUGGAUGACUUUCCUGUCCAGGUCAAAGCAGAGGAUGACUUUCCAUGCAGCCAAGACGACGUCCUUGCCCCCAGCUGGAACCAGCCCAGCCCUCCUGACAAAAUGCUUCACUAUCCCAAGUUCUCUAGCCCUGGGGGCUGCUCUGAUUUUGACUGAGUCUCCCUGGAAGUGACUGGGCUGUUGGCAUCACCCCAUGGAGGACUAAAGGAGAAUUAGUGCAGGGAACUGGCAUCCCUUCCUACAAGCCUGGAUAUUAACUCCUCCUGUACCAGUAACUCUGCUUUGAUUGAGGGUUAAGGGAUAGGAAGAGAGCAACAGACUGUGCAGCCAGCUGGGAGAAGGUGGGGACAGCUCAUAGGUCAGUCACCACCUGGACUCUCAGAGAUUCUGAACCUGCAGUUACUUUAGGCAUAGAAGUCUGUGGCAGAAGGAGCUGGUGUCUGUUCAAUCCCAGUACAAUAAAGAGAUGCUGUGACUGGA